This is a messenger RNA of Lotus japonicus, 5241 nucleotides long. Its product is annotated as disease resistance protein Roq1-like. The transcript is spliced from 8 exons. Gene Ontology annotation, molecular function: ADP binding; ATP hydrolysis activity. The record is from RefSeq and is a predicted model, not a curated record. NCBI's taxonomy places the organism in Eukaryota, Viridiplantae, Streptophyta, Magnoliopsida, Fabales, Fabaceae. Gene Ontology annotation, biological process: signal transduction; defense response. The coding region runs from base 31 to 3417 and encodes 1128 amino acids.
AAUGAAUUCGAGGGAGGCACAUGAAUCUUCAUGGAAACUUGCGGUCCUCCUCCGCGUUGCAACGCGUAUGAAUCAAUUCUACGCGUUAUCUCCUACUUCUUUCUCCCUUUUGAAUACCCUACUGUAAACUCUUCAUCCACACUCAUCGUUCUUAGCUUUCUACUUCUCAUGGCUUUGCUACCAUCAUUUUCCUCACCUUCCUGCAUCUACGAUGCAUUCCUCAGCUUCAGAGGUCCGGAUACUCGCCACGGUUUUGCUGGCAAUCUCUGGAAAGCUCUUUCGGACCGUGGAAUCCACACAUUCAUCGAUGAUGUGGAGCUCGAGAGAGGGGAGGAAAUCACACCAGCUCUUGUCAAGGCCAUUGAUGAGUCAAGGAUUGCUAUCCCCGUGUUCUCCACCAACUACGCCUCUUCUUCAUUUUGCUUGGAUGAGCUUGUCAACAUCCUUGAUCACGUUAAGGCAAAGGGUCGAUUGGUUUUACCCAUUUUCUAUAACGUGGAUCCUUCUCAUGUGCGUCAUCAGAUUGGGAGUUUUGGAGAAGCACUUGCUAAGCACGAAGAGAGGUUCAAAAAUAACAUAGGAAAUUUCAAGUGUAACAUGGAGAGGUUGCAGAAAUGGAAGGUGGCUCUGCACCAAGUAGCUAACUUGUCCGGCCACCAUUUCAAACUCGGGAAUGAGUAUGAACAUGACUUCAUUGCAAAGAUAGUUAAGGAGGUCUCUAGUAACAUUAAUCGCACUCUUUUACAUGUUGCAAACUACCCUGUCGGAUUGAAGUCUCGAGUGGAGAAAGUACUCUCGCUUCUCGAUCUUGCAUCCGAUGAUGGAGUCUUCAUGGUAGGGAUCUACGGAAUUGGGGGAAUUGGCAAAACAACACUUGUGCGAGCAGUUUAUAAUUUGAUUGCCAACCGAUUUAAAGGUUUUUGUUUUCUUCAUAAUGUGAGAGAGAAUUCAAACAAACAUGGCUUAGAACAUCUCCAAGAGAAGCUCCUUUCUAAAACACUUGGAUUAAACAUUAACUUUGGAGAAGUCAGUGAAGGAAUUUCAAUAAUAAAGCAAAGGCUACAUAGAAAAAAGGUUCUUUUGGUUUUAGAUGACGUUGAUGAAUUGAAGCAGUUGCAGGCUAUGGUUGGAGGACAUGAUUGGCUUGGUCCUGGCAGCAGAGUUGUUAUUACUACUCGAGACAAACAUUUGCUAGAAAGACAUGGGAUUGAAAGAACAUAUGAAGUGGAUGAGUUAAAUUGGGAAGAAGCUCUUGCAUUGCUUAGGUGGAGUGCUUUUAAAAGUAAUGAAGUUGAUUCAAAGUACAAGGACAUUUUAAACUGUGCAGUAACUUAUGCUUCUGGUCUUCCAUUGGCUUUGGAAGUGAUUGGUUCCAACUUGUUUGGAAAAAGUAUUGAAGAAUGGAAAUCUGCAUUAGAUAGAUACAAAAGGAUUCCCAAUAAAGAGAUCCAAAAGUUACUUAAAGUAAGCUUUGAUGCUUUGGAGGAGGAAGAUAAGAGUGUUUUUCUUGACAUUGCUUGUUGCUUCAAAUGGUAUCCAUUGGUGGAAGUUUACCAUAUGCUUCAUGCUCAUCAUGGUGUGUGCAUGAAACACCACAUUGGAGUAUUGGUUGAAAAAUCUCUCAUAAAGAUCAUAAAGGAGGAGGAUUGUAGCAAAAUAACAAUACAUGACUUGAUAGAGGAUAUGGGUAAGGAAAUUGUUCGGUUUGAAUCGCCAAAAGAGCCUGGGAAGCGCAGUAGGCUAUGGUUCCAUAAAGAUAUAGUUCAUGUUUUAGAAGACAAUACGGGGACAUGUGAAAUAGAAAUCAUAUAUUUGCAUUGCCCCUCAGCUGAAGCACUAGUAGAAGGGAAUGGAAAGGCCUUUAAGAAGAUGAAAAAUCUUAAAACACUUAUUAUUAAAAGUGGUCAUUUUUCUGAAGUUCCAAAAUAUCUUCCAAGUAGUUUGAGAGUACUGGAAUGGCAGAGAUAUCCUUCACAAUAUUUACCAUCUGAUUUCUAUCCAAAGAAACUUACCGUAUGCAAGUUAUCCAACAGUUGCUUCACAUCAUUCAAAUUGUCUGGCUUAUUGAAUAAGAAGUUCAUCAAUCUGAAAAUUUUGAAUUUUGACUAUUGUGAAUAUUUGACUGAGAUACCUGAUGUAUCUGAUCUGAACUUGGAAGAACUUUCAUUUGAAUAUUGUGAGGAAUUAGUUACAAUCCACAGUUCAGUUGGGUUUCUGGAUAAACUUAGGAUCUUGAAUGCUGAAGGUUGCAGUAAGCUUAGGAGUUUUCCACCCAUGGAGUUGAGCUCUCUUGAAAGACUGAAUCUUUCACAUUGCAGGAGUCUCGAGAGUUUUCCUGAAAUAUUAGGAAAGAUGGAAAAUUUAAAAGGCAUUUAUUUGGAGCGUACUUCCAUAGAAGAAUUGCCUUUUUCAUUUGGAAAUCUUGUUGGGCUUGAUACAUUAAUACUUGAAGAAUCUGAAAUGUUUAGAUUAACAAGUAGCAUUGUCAUGAUGCCAAAUCUUUCUGCAUUUGUCGCUAUGGAUUUGAAUGGGUUUCUAUUGCAAGAAGAGGAUGAUAAAUUAAGCGCAAUGAUGCCUUCAAAUGUACAACAUCUUUGUCUCUCGAACUGCAAGCUGUCAGAUGAAUUUCUUCCACUAAGUCUCUCGUUGUUUGCUAAUGUUGAAGAAUUAGACUUAUCAUGGAAUGAUUUCACAUUUCUUCCUGAAUGCAUCAAAGAAUGUCGCUUUUUGUGGAAGCUUACAUUGAACAAAUGCAAGCGUCUUCGAGAAAUUAGAGGGAUUCCUCCCAACUUGAAACAUUUCUGCGCAAUGGACUGCAAAUCUUUGACCUCCUCCUGCAUAAGCAUGUUCCUGAAUCAGGAACUCCACGAGGAUGGAAACACUGAAUUUUGUUUGCCAGGUAUUCCAUGGAUUCCGGAGUGGUUUGAGCACCGAAGCUGGAGACCAUCAAUUUCUUUCUGGUUUCGUGGCAAGCUCCCUUCCAUAGCUCUCUUCCUUGUUAGUAAAUCGAUGGAGUCUUCACUGGGACUGAAUUUUAUCAUCAAUGGCCAUGAAUAUGCUCUUGCUCAUAUAUUUCAUCCCGUCUAUCGCACGAUAAGGCCAGAUCAUGCAUAUCUUUAUGAUCUGCAGCUACAAGGAAGGAAAUUCAAAGACAUUGACCAAGCACUUUUAGAAAAUGAAUGGAACCAUGCUGAGAUUAUACUUGUAAGUUUUUUGAGCACAUUUAUAGGGACUGGAAUCCAUAUAUUCAAACAGAAGAGCAGCAUCGAGCAUAUUCGAUUCACCUGUCCUUAUAAAAAGAGAAAAUUAGACUAUGAUCACCAUAACAAUCAUAGAAAUUCCCGAACUAUUCGUUCGAGUGCUUGGCAUCCUCUUCCAAGGGGGGUAUUUAAAUUCAAUGUUGAUGGAUCUUCCUGAGGAUCCUCGAGAGCCAAUGGUAUUGGAGGUGUGCUAAGGGACUCGAAUGGCAUAAUUAAAGGGUUCUUCUCUAAGGCUGUGGGGUUUGCUGGGCAUAUGAAGCUGAGGUGAACGCAAUCCUUAAUGCGUUGCUGUUCUGUAAGCAAUUCUCGGCGUCACACUUCAUGAUAGAAAGCGACUUGUAUUUGGCAGUCGGUUGGGUGCGCUGUCGAGAUAACAGACCUUGGAAAUUGCUCAAUGACUUGAAUUUAAUUGAUCUGCUGCUAUCAGAGUUGGAUUGCAUUGAAAUCUUCCACAUUUUCAGAGAAGGCAGUGGAGAAUUCAAUUGAGGAACUAAGGAAAUAGCAGUCAAUCUGAAUGGUCAAUCUGAAUACACAGGGCUUGGCAAUGUCUUCCAAUGUAGACUAUCUUCAUCUCCCAGACUGCAACCUGUCAGAUGAACUUCUUCCAAUAUGUAUCACAUGGUUUGCUAAUGUGAAAUAUUUAAUCCUGUCGGGGAACAAUUUCACCAUUCUUCCUGAAUGCAUAAAACAAUGUACCUCUUUAUGGUGACUUGAUUUGUUGCAAGCGUCUGCAAGAAAUUAGAGGGAUUCCACCAAAAUUAAAACGUUUCUCUGCAUCAGGAUGUGAAUCAUUGACUUCCUCAAGUAUAAACAUGUUACUGAAUCAGGAACUUCAUGUGGCUGGAGAUACCGAGUUUUCUUUGCCAGGAGCAGAAAGAGUUCCAGAGUGGUUCGAGCACCAAAGCAAGGGACUGUCAAUUUCUUUCUGGUUUCAUGACCAGAUCCCUUCAAUAGUUCUCUGCAUUGUUGCGAGCACCAACAGUUUAUUUCCUUUCUUUCCUGUCGAUCUAAUUGUCAAUGGCUAUAAAUGUGCUCUUGGCUAUCCAUAUCAUGGUUUCCAUCUGAAGGUAAAACCGAAUCAUACAUAUCUUUAUGAUCUGAAACUGAAAGAUAUGCAAUUCAACUACACAUUGGACAUCAACAAAGUACUUGUUGAUAAGGAAUGGAACCAUGUGGAGGUUACAUGUGAGAAUUGGAUGAUGAAAUCAAUGCCUCCAGAAUAAGGAAUCCAUAUAUUCAAACGGGAAAGUAGCAUGGAGGAUGUUUGAUUCACUCAUCCUUAUAAAAGAAGAAAAUUAGAUGAUGAUCACAAUUCACAAUAGUUCAGAAUCGCCGAACCACCGUUGCUGAAAAAACAUAGAUUCAUGGACAAGGAAGUUUCUGAAACAAUUUAAGCAGCACUAACAAUAUAUGGAUUAACUGUCAUGCUCAUGCACAUGUGAAACUGUCCAUAUGUGGUUUUCACUUCAGUUCUUCCUGCUCCCGCAAUGCAUCCAUUGGAUGAUGAUGUGAAUUAUGAUUCUGGUUCAAUGGUAUCCAUGUGCUGAAACUAGAUCAAAAAGGCAAUGGUUGGAUGGCUUUGCUCAAACUAAACCUUGUUCUUCUUACUGGGAAAGAGCUACAUGAUCUACAGGAAGUUGUUACCUGUUAAGGAACUGAAUCUGAGAACUAGCACUUAAGAGGUCCUUUUGUAUGGCUCAUGACAGUUGUUCUCUUGUGCUGCCCGAGUAGUAGCUAAUUUUUCUAGUGGAGACUUAUUGUACUGGUGAAUCUUGGUCUGAUUAGACCUCAUGUAAUUCUAGUUUCCACCAGUGUUGUGUUUCAUUGUUUUUACUUGUUAUUAUCUGUACUUGUAGUUUACAUCAUCUUUAUAGCUGUUUACAUCAUCUUUAUAGCUUAUGGAAUCAAUAAAUUGUGCAAGUACUUGUAAAUGUGUAGUAGAAUAGAAAGCAAAUGUAAAAAUAAAGAAAGGUUUCUGACU